Messenger RNA from Klebsormidium nitens, 1607 nucleotides. Lineage: Eukaryota; Viridiplantae; Streptophyta; Klebsormidiophyceae; Klebsormidiales; Klebsormidiaceae. The record is from the annotation of a GenBank genome assembly.
CUUCUCUAGUUGCUUGCUCGCACCCAUCGGAUGCACUAAUUUCCCCCCGCCAGUUUACCUGUGCCAGUUGUGCCAGCUAUGGUGUCCAUCGCACGAUCUUCAAAGUUCAGGGUGGUCGCAAAAUACCUCUCCAUGCCUUGCGUACCUUGAAGGAGCAGAAAGGGUCUUUUGGAGCGCCCCCGGACUGUGAAGGAUUGGUAAUAGUCUCAAGCGACCCCUCAGUCUAGUGCCCAAGCCAACAGAAAGAAGAGUUCGUCAAGCAGAGCUGCCCCACCGUCCAGCAUCGACGAAUGGGGAGAACCAGUAAUCUGCAGGAAGAGAUGGAUGUGCCGGGCCAGCCAGACAAAAGUGCAGACGUAGAGGCCAAUAAGCUGCAAAAGAAAAUGAAACGCAAGCUCAAGAAGGAGCAAAGAGGACAAGAGGCAUCGGAGCAAGCAGAAGAGCGCUUGGACACACGUGCAGUUGGAGCUGAUCAAAGCAAAGACAGUUCGGAGGGGCCAGAGGGUCCAAGCCCAUCAGGCGGCGGAGAAGCGAGCGCAUUUGAAGAUGCUGGUGAUGAGAAUGAAGAUGAGAAAGACGAACAAGCUGAGGGGGUGAGACAGGGAGAAAAGCGGGUUCGGAGAGCUGGAAGCAAGAAAUUGUCGAAGGAGAAGUUAGAGAAGUUGAAAGAAAAGUAUCGGAAGCGGGGGGUGGUGUAUGUGAGCAGGAUACCCCCACAUCUGAAACCGCUCAAAUUGCGGCACAUGCUGGAGCCUUUUGGAGAGGUUUUGAGAAUUUACCUGGCGCCGGAAGAUACGGCGAUUCGAGCCAGGAGAAAGCGGGCGGGGGGCGACAGCGGGAAGAAUUUCACUGAAGGGUGGGUGGAGUUUGCCAAGAAGGGCGUGGCUAAGCGUGUGGCGGAGAUGCUCAACGGGCAGCCCAUGGGGGGGCCCAAGCGGUCCGCGUACCACUACGACCUGUGGAACCUCAAGUACCUGCACAAGUUCAAGUGGGACAACCUCACUGAAGAGAUUGCUUAUAGAAACGCCGUCAGGGAGCAACGACUGGCAGCCGAGAUCUCGAGUGCCAAGCGCGAGCGGGACUUUUACUUGGCCAAGGUCGACCAGUCGCGCGCAUUCUCAGCAAUGGACGAACGAAGGAAAAAGCGGAAGAUUGAGGCAACUACUAGUACGCCAGGGGAAGACACGGCGGCUGCCGCAACAAGCGAAGGGGCCGUCAAAGUCAGGCGGCGCUUCCCUCAGCGGUCGGCAGUUGCGGCCCUUGAGGAAGAGCCUCGGCCACUGCUAUCAAGCAGCAUAUUGUCCAAGGUCUUCAGCGGCAACUCGUAGCGUAGCUGGAACACUCACCGCCGUUUUUGCCAAGAACGGUGAAGGGGGGGUGAAGGAGUCUGCAAUGACGUCGUCAAGCAGAAUCAUGACGUCUUCAAGCAGAGUCAAAGUUCGUACACAGGUUCAACGGUUGGCAGGGCAUGACGCUAAAAUGUCCAUUGAGCUCCAUUGUAUCUCGGCAAUCAAAGAAUGCUUCGAACGAAUGCAGAGUCGUUCCGUUCCUCUUCAGCGAGAUGGAGAACUCAUGGCGAUCACAUGGACACUUCAUGGGGAUCUGAG